AUGCCACGUCGAACCCAUAAAAAGUCGCGAAACGGUUGCGUCGAAUGCAAGCGACGCCACGUGAAGUGCGAUGAAAAGCGUCCAAAUUGCUCGAACUGUAUCACAUCUGAGCGACACUGCGAGUAUGCAGGUCUGAAGCUCAUCUCUUCCAGACCCCUUAGAGCCUCUCGCUCAAGCAGCCGGGUGUCGACAUCCCCAUCGACGGCGGUAGCUACCCAGAUCCCGCUAGAGGUGUCGAAUGAAAUCAGUAUAGACAGCCCUCCUGUGAACAUGCUGCAUUUCGAGCUUCUCCAUCAUUUUACCACCGAAACUUCCAAAGUAAUGGGCACCGGUGACAUCCAACUAACUCUUGCUGACGCCCUGAAGUAUGGCCUGUCGGCGCCAUAUCUUAUGAACCAAUUCCUGGCGCUGUCUGCCUUGCAUCUCAGCCUUGUACGUCCUGCACAGCAAAAGCACUAUCGGCAUUCAGCGUCCCAGCUCCAGACACAUGCUCUCUCAAUCUACAAUACCAAUAGGCCCGAAAUCAAUCAGGAAACGUGCGUUGCCACGCUCCUCUUCUCUUCGAUGAUAGGGAUUCACACACUUUGCGACAGUCUCAACUACCGGGAGUCAGACUUUAUGUCUUUCCUCGAUAGAUUUGUCGACUGUCUCCACCUGCAUCAAGGUGUGCGCGCAGUGGCAAAGAGCUCAUGGACAACACUGCGUGAGUCUGACCUGGAGCCGGUGCUGGCGGCCGGGGAGGCUCUACCAAAACUAGGUGCAACCCUAACGCCGGAGUUUAUGAACCUUCUGAAGCUUAUACGUGCGGCGAAGGUAGGUGACAUGCUAACCAACACUUACCAGCAAGCGAUUGAGGCGCUGCAGUCGGUUAGCAGCGCUAUAACAUCAGACCACAAUGGCGACUAUACAAGAAAUUAUAUUGUCUCGUGGCUGACUCUCAUUCCCUCCGAAUACAUCGAUUCAUUGACGUUGAAACGGCCAGAGGCUGUUGUUAUCCUAGCGCACUAUGCUGCCCUUCUACACCAGCAACGUAGCUCAUGGGUAUUUGGGGAUUCGGGGAGAUUUAUCAUCCAGACUAUCGAUGCAUAUCUUGGUCCACCUUGGACGGAUUGGCUGGUUUGGCCGAAGCGAGUACUUGAUGAGACUCCGCCGACUCCAGAAUCCACCUCGAUGGAACAAUGA
Messenger RNA from Aspergillus steynii IBT 23096, 1182 nucleotides. RefSeq lists its product as uncharacterized. Gene Ontology annotation, biological process: regulation of transcription by RNA polymerase II. Bases 1 to 1182 code for a protein of 393 amino acids. Gene Ontology annotation, molecular function: DNA-binding transcription activator activity, RNA polymerase II-specific; zinc ion binding. The record is from RefSeq and is a predicted model, not a curated record. NCBI's taxonomy places the organism in Eukaryota, Fungi, Ascomycota, Eurotiomycetes, Eurotiales, Aspergillaceae. The transcript has 2 exons.